Messenger RNA from Biomphalaria glabrata, 2967 nucleotides. Its product is annotated as chloride intracellular channel protein 4-like. NCBI's taxonomy places the organism in Eukaryota, Metazoa, Mollusca, Gastropoda, Planorbidae. Gene Ontology annotation, molecular function: chloride channel activity. The transcript has 5 exons. Bases 100 to 1185 code for a protein of 361 amino acids. Gene Ontology annotation, biological process: chloride transport. Gene Ontology annotation, cellular component: cytoplasm; apical plasma membrane. The record is from RefSeq and is a predicted model, not a curated record.
GCAUUUCAAGGUUAAUUUGGGCGAGGUCUUUGCGUCAUAUCAGAACCAUAGACUGUUAUUUUUCGCCGACACAAAACAUCGGCUUUCAAAGAAUUCAAAAUGUCUGCGAACGGUGGUGAUUCUGAAACUCAAAUGCAGAAGUUUGAAUUAUAUAUUAAGGCAUCAGCUAUUGACAAAGAAACAAAAGGAUCAUGCCCCAUAUGUCAACAGUUCUUCAUGAUGACAUGUCUCCUUGGAGAGAACCAGGAUGACAUUGACUUCAAGGUGUUCACAGUGCAAGCUGAUUGCCCUCCCAAAAAUUUUGCUGCUGGCUGGAGUAAAAAGUACCCAGUGGUUAUGGUCAUUUCUGGCCGCAACAAGUCAGGCCAGGACAUUAGUGGAAUGAUGUAUGAUACAUUUGAAGAAUUGGAGCUAUUUUUUGAGAGUAUAAAUAGGGAUUGCCCUGAACUGAAAAGAAAGAAUGCCCCUAAUCAGGCUGCUAUGCAAGUUGUGGAGAAUGUUUACAAGCAUUUCAACCAUUUUAUCUCUGGCCAGUCAGACAAAGGUUUAUUGGGAGAGUUAAAGAAAUUAAAUGAAUUCCUUGAAGGCCAGGACACCAAGUUUUUAGUGGACAAUGUCCUCUCCUUCUCAGAUUGUCAUCUGUUGCCGAGGCUUCAGCAUAUAAGAGUAGCUGGAAAGGCCUAUCGUGACUUUGAUAUCCCCAAAGAAUUCAUAUAUAUCUGGAGGUAUUUGAAAUAUGCAUAUGAGCAGGAUGCCUUCAAAUCUACUAUGCCCUCAGACCAGGACAUAAUUGUUAACUAUGAGAAGAAAGUGAGUGGGCCACCAAAGAAGAGAGGCGCCAAGCCCACGUUGGAGAAAUUCACAUACACAAUGGAUAUUCCUGAAGACAUUUUGAGGCUUAUUGGUAGCUCAAGUGAUGAGCCGCCAGUGGAAGAGGUACAGGAGAACGAUUCAGCAUCACCAUUGCCAGACCCAGAGCCUGUCUAUGAGCCAGACACAGAGCAGGAAAACUUCCCUGAGCCCCCAUCAGAGGAGCCUGGCCUGGAACCUGACUAUGGUGCUGCUGAGGAGCCUGAGACUGGUGGUAAGGAGGUCCAGGAAGAAGAGCCUCCAUCUCCCAGCGUAACAUCCGAAGAAAAUGGGGAAUUAGAAACAACAGGGGAACCAGAAACGACAGGGGAAUGAAUGACUUAGUCAACCAUAAAUUUAGUGUUCAGACAAAUUUAUUAAAGAGAAAAAGAUAUGUAUAUAGAUAUAUUUGGCCUUUAAAAAGAAAAGAUACAUUCUUAGAUUGUACAUGGUUAUGAACAAGAAUCAAUACAAAAUGUCUUUUGUGUCCAUUCCUAAAAAGACCACAAUGAUUAAGAUGUACCAUGGAUUGUACUGUGUAUGAUGACCUGUUUUUUCUUUUCAUGUGAAUUAGUUCCUGUAGCUGUGUUAAUGACUUGUAUAAGGCUAAGCAAUGUGUAACCUUUGUAUCUUUUAGUUUUUCUAUGUACUCAGAUCUACACUCUAUAUUCCCCCUGUCCUAGAUAUUGAUAAGAUACAUUAGCAAAGUGGUUUCAGGAUAAAGUACGUCUCUUCUCACUUACCUCCUUUUUUUACUUUGUGUAUAUCCUCUUGAUGAGAAAUAUAUAUAUAUUUUGUUAAGACUUUAUACUUGAAAUCAAUGCGGACAUGAUUACUUCUCUUUAUUUCAAUUAUCAUGCACCUUAGAUUGACUUGAUUUUCUGAGAUUACUUUUUGUAUCUGGAUUAGAAAAAGCAAACUGCAAUUUUGAAAUGGUUCGCCUUCUCAAUUAUUUUGUGGCCAACUUGUUCUAGUUAGUAAGCCUGGAGUUGAAUAACUAGUCAAUAAUUUAGAUGUGUAUAAACUGACUGUCAGAUUCCCUCCCCCCACCCAACCUGAGCAAUGUUAUGUAGCUGUAGUUCAAAGAUUUGUUUUAAAGUGUGAGUCCCAGUUGUUUAGUUAAGCUUCAAGUUAUUGUUGAUGGAUCCAUUUCAUUUGUUGCUCAUGUUGUUUUUUUGGGGACCUAAUAUUUUACAUUAUCUGCUCAGUAGAAAGUCAAAUUUGGUUUCAUACAGAUUUCAUUCGUAAAGUUACUGUUAUCUUUUUUGUGUAUAUAUUUUAUACCCAUCUAAUAAAACUCGAAAAGCAAAUGUUUUGAUAUUGUUGAAAAGUUUUUUAUAUUAUUUUUUUUCGUCAAAAUUUUCAGUCACAUGAUUUGUUUUAAAGCUUCGUCGACAAUAAUUGUAUGUAUUUAAAUACCUAUUUGUAAAUGUCAAAUCAUUGUUUCAUGUAAAUGGAGAAAUCAAAUAGUUCUACUUAUAGCACAGCAUAUAAUUGUUAACAAGUUGUAGAUAAUGAUGGGGUGGGUGGUGGUUGGUCUAAUAAUGGCUGAUGCUGAAUCUUGCAAUAUAAUGGUUGUGGCACGACACUUGUAGGUGCUGCCAGUUUGUUCAUUUUGGUCAUGUACAUCACCCUACAUAAAUAAUAAUGUUUUUGUUUUAUUUCGUCCCGAGACCAAACUAUGAUAAUGGUAAUAGCCUCAUUUACCUAACCUGCAUAUUCAACUGUGUAAGACGUGUGUGUGAGUGCCAAACUAAACCUGAGUGGUUCCAAAUAUUUGUUCUGAAACUGGUGCAAAGUGGAAGACAAUUUAGUGAAUGACUCAAUAGUUCACAUGUGUUUCGUUAUUUAAAUAUAUUCGUACAUAUAUACAUACAAAAUAUAUAUAUAUAUAAUUAGUAGAUUUUUGGCCUGUUUUUUGUUUUCUCUGUUGCUGAAUCAUGAAUUAAAAUAGUUGUGUUGAUAUUUCUUUUAACUUAGAUUGAAUUUUUGAAUACCAUUUGAUUUGGGUAAUACAUUUGUCUUGUAUAGUAGUUGCCAGACUGAGGAGCCUGGCUAGAGUUCAAGUACUUUCAAGCAAUACAACCAUCUUACGAUUUGUCAGAUUUGUGAAACGUU